Molecule: messenger RNA, 3374 nt
Organism: Lates calcarifer (barramundi perch)
Lineage: Eukaryota; Metazoa; Chordata; Actinopteri; Centropomidae
Product: vasodilator-stimulated phosphoprotein-like
Biological process (GO): positive regulation of actin filament polymerization; actin cytoskeleton organization; neural tube closure
Molecular function (GO): profilin binding; SH3 domain binding
Source: RefSeq, a predicted model, not a curated record
GAAAAAAACUGUCUAGGAAAUGAGAAUACAAAGGCAGAAGUGCAAGUGGUUGGUGUUAAACAAUGUCAUGACAGAGAGCAAUGGAGGUGUGCAGGCAGGAAUGACAGCAGGUUUAUUUCAGUAGACAGCAAAUAUACUUGUGAGAGGGAGGAAGAAGCGGAAGUUAAGAAGUUGAUGAGAAGAAACUGAUUGUUGAAAACCGAGUGAAACUACUAACUACAGCUGGAAUAUGGGUGAGUCCAGUAUAUGCCAGGUGAGGGCAACAGUCAUGCUGUAUGAUGACAACAACAAGCGCUGGGUACCAGCGGGAUCUGACAGUCCGUCCUUCAGUCGUGUCCAGAUCUAUCAUAACCCUACGGCCAACACCUUCAGAGUGGUUGGCCGCAAACUGCAGGCUGACCAGCAGGUGGUGAUCAACUGUCCCAUUAUCAAAGGGAUGAAGUAUAAUCAAGCCACACCAAACUUCCACCAGUGGCGGGAUCCCAAACAGGUGUGGGGGCUGAACUUUGGCAGUAAAGAGGAUGCUGCUCUUUUCGCAAACUCCAUGACGCAUGCAAUAGAGGCUCUCAGUGCACCAGCGGGCACAGGCCCAGCUCAGAAUGGGCCCUCUGCACAGGAGCUGGAAAACCAGAGAAGACUAGAGCGUCAGAGGCAGGAGCAGCAAGAGAAGGAACGUCUGGAAAGAGAGAAGCAGGCCUCUGCUGCUGCAUCUGCCCCUCCUGCCCCACCUGCCCCCCCACCCGCACCACCCGCACCCCCACCACCUCCAGGCCCACCACCAUCUUCCUCUGGAAGUUGCCCACCUGCACCUCCACCACCUCCUCCUGGGGGCAUGGCCCCACCUGCACCACCCCCGCCCCCUGCAGGAGGAGGUGGAGGAGCAAACGAUCUGGCUGCAGCUCUGGCAGGAGCCAAACUGCGUAAAACAGUCAAGGAUGAGGGAGGGGCUGCAGCCCCAGCCCCCAAAUCAGCAUCCUCAUCUGGUGGAGGUGGGGGUGGAGGAGGUGAUCUCAUGGGAGAAAUGAGUGCCAUCCUUGCUAGGAGGAGGAAAGUUGCUGACAAUCCUGCUGCAAAAAAAGAAGAACCUCGCAAUGUGGAGUCUGACUCCUCAGUAUCAAAAUCCUCAGGACCAGGAGACAUCAAUGAAAAGCCAAAGGAAAAAUCUACCACCUUGCCAAGGCCCAAAUCUUUAACCAGCAGUCAAAGGGACUCCAACCCAAGUCCCAGCUCCUCCAUUUCUCCCUCCUCUAACUCCACCACUACCCCGAGGAUGAAGGUGGUGAAAAAGAACUCAGAUGUUGCAGGAAGUGAUGUUGAUAUGGAACAAAUCAAACAGGAAAUUCUCGAAGAAGUGAAAAAAGAACUUCACAAAGUGAAGGAGGAGAUAAUCACAGCCCUGAUCAAGGAGCUACAAAGUGCAAAACUCAAAGGUGAAGAGUCUUGAAAGACUGAAGAAUGGGUCAGGAGAAUAGUGAAUAGAUAUUAAGGCUUCAUCAUUCAACGCUCAGGCAAUUUAUUUUUGAAAUAUGCAGUCUCAAUAUAUUCAUCUCUAUAUCGUUGUGUCUCUUUCAUAUUUUCCUGUGGUGCUGUUCAAAGCCCGACUGAUGCAGGAUUUUUGAGGCUGGCCCAGAUUUUAAUAUUUAAGUGUAACAAAAUUCUGAUGACAAUAUAUCUGGUAAUAUUCAUUUUCCUACAUGAACACAUAACAUCCACAGACAUUUUUGGUUGACAUGUCUUUUUCUUCAAAAUCUCCUCCUCUCUGCACUAUUCUUGUUACUCUAAUACAACAUUUAAAAUAUGAACCGAUCUUCGUCUAAGUUACAAACACAAACACAAUCUAUUUUCACUAAUAACACAAAUCAUUGUAUUGUUCUUGUCCAUACUGAAAACAUUGUUCAAACAUUCACAGCGUAGGUGGGAAAAAGUAUGUGAACCUCUUGGCUAAUGACAUCAACAAAAGCUAACAAGAGUCUGGAGUUAACAAACCAGGAGUCCAGUCAAUAAAACAAAAUUGGAGGUGUGGGUUAGAGCUUUUUCCACCAGCACUGUGAAUGUUUAAUGGGAGUGUUCAAUAAACACUCAAAAGAUUAUAACUGUUUGUGUGUUAUUAGCUUUAGUGUUAGUGUUAUUAACACAUUGUGUUUGUCUGUACUUGUGGCUUGAAUGAAGAUCAGAUCAGGUUUUAUGAUGCAGAAAACCAGGUCAUUCUACUGGGUGUGACAAUUCUCCAAAUCCACAGUUCAGUUCAGACCAUUGUUUUUUAAAUGCUCCUACACUGUUGACUUCAAUGUGCCCAGGGUUUGUGCGCUCUCAGGGUUAAUAUUCAUUUUGAGUUAAUUAGACUAGCCUAACUUUUACCACAGGCAUGAUCACUCUAUCAUGAUUGGACCAAAACACAUGACAUACGCAGUUUGCAUGUGUCACGUGGCUGCAGGCUGCACCUGCAGUGCUGGUAGUGGGAUCAGGUGAGGUGCAUUGUGAUGCCACUUUCUCAUAUUGCAUUACGAGACUGAAGAUAUUUGUAUUGGGAUUUCAGGAUUGGUUUCAGAAUCAUUACACCUCUAAUAUAAACACUACUCAGCCACAACAUUAAAACCACUGACAGAUGAAGUGGAUAACAUUGAUCAUCUCAUUAAAAUAUAAUGUUCUGCUGGGUGAUCUUUGGGGAAUGCUGUUGCCUGAACAGUACCUAGGUGGGAUACAUGUCAAAGUAACAUGAUCAAUGUUAUCCACUUCUCCUGUCAGUGGUUUUAAUGUUGUGACUGACCAGUGUGUAUAUAAAUGGCAUAAACGUCAGCUGUUAACUGCCCAAGGUAAAAAAAAAAAGAAAAGAAAAAAAAAGGAAAAAAAAGCAGAAAAAGAAAAAAAAGGUUUAGGUUGCCAAAAUGGAACUAAAGCAAUGGAACUAAAUGAAGCCUUGAAUGUCAAUGCAAACAGUUCCUACAGGUGGGUGUCCAAACUAAUGCUGAUCACUUACAAACACUCUGUCUGUACAAAGGCAGUGUUGGAACAAAUUGUGUUAUUACACCCUCUGAUGCUUCAUUAGAACAAUACUGUACAGUGGGAAAUAGUUGUAUUUUGAUAUCAGAGAGGUGAGAAAAGGGCAGUAACAAAGGAAGACAGACUGGCUGGUAAGGGGUUCAACCUACAACAUAAUGAGCCACAACAUUAGAACCGAACCAGACAGUGGCUUUACAUGAUGGAGGAGCAGCUCAGUCUCCAGACGUACAGUACUGUAUAUACUGUAUCUGCUGUCAUGUUGUGUUGGGUAGUAGGUGCAGUCAUUUUGGUGUUUGUUUGUGUUAUACCUUUUGUUUCUCAGGUUUCUGUAAUCACUAGGGAUGCAAUGACAUAAAAAUCUCACAAUACAAUAA